GAGCCAGGACCAGCGAUUCUAUUGUUGAUGCCGCUUUAAGCGCUGUCCGGUCAUUGGUAAAAGACCGUCUUAGUGGCAGAGGUGGAGGAUACAGUUCCGGAAAACAGAGCAGUUAUGAAAGUGGAGGCUCUGACAAAAAGGAUGUGAUUGAACUGACGGAUGAUAACUUUGAUAAGACCGUACUGGACAGUGAAAGUGUCUGGCUGGUAGAAUUUUAUGCUCCUUGGUGUGGACAUUGCAAAAAGUAAGUGUUCUGGCUGCACUCAGGAUUCCUGCAGCAUAUUUACACACAUACUAGGGGAAACCAGAUGUUUGAGUAGCAGUUGGGCGCAAGAAUAUUGAUAAUACAAUCUGUCAAUAGGUUUGAGCCGAGGUGGCGCAGUGGUUAAAUGCAGCACUGCAGGCUACUUCAGCUGACUGCAGUU
Messenger RNA from Thamnophis sirtalis, 425 nucleotides. The record is from RefSeq and is a predicted model, not a curated record. NCBI's taxonomy places the organism in Eukaryota, Metazoa, Chordata, Lepidosauria, Squamata, Natricidae.